Messenger RNA from Dreissena polymorpha, 3951 nucleotides. RefSeq lists its product as uncharacterized. The record is from RefSeq and is a predicted model, not a curated record. Lineage: Eukaryota; Metazoa; Mollusca; Bivalvia; Myida; Dreissenidae. The transcript is spliced from 11 exons. Bases 392 to 2740 code for a protein of 782 amino acids.
GAAACUGAGUAGCUGAUAACGUUAGGUCAGCAUGAGGAAAAGUAGCUCGCUGAUUAAUGACGAAGUUUGCCAACAAUUAGCGGUUUAUAUUCGACUGAAGGACUUGUAAUAACCUUGGCGUGGAGUUUGGUGUUUAAUGUUUUGGUGUUUUCAUAUCUUGUGCAAUAGAUGCACCCUCUGAGGUUGUUUGAAGUUGUGUUGAUAUCUGAGCUCACAUGGACGUUUUGAAGCCUCGAAACCUUUAUCGAAACCGAAUAGUCUAAUAUAGACUGUUCUUGAGAUAUAUCUGGUGCGGUAUUCACCAACAAGGACUAAACUUUAUCAACGGGAAAUUAUUCGCUUGGCAGUUCGUAUACCGAUUCUUUCCAUAGCCAUAAUCUGCCCAGGCGUCAUGGUGUUACUCGCAAAAACCUUCUGGGCAGUACUUAUUCUAAUUGAAGUGAAUAACGCACUUAAAAUCCAUGAAGAAUGUAAAGAAGGCGUUGAAAAAUGCCCAGACAGAUCCAGCUGUACGUGGAUUGGUUGUUUAGGGCGAAGGUGCUCAUGCAACGACGCAUUGUUACCAAACGACAACAAAACGUCGUGCGUUGACGUUGUUCCACUUGAAAGCACGUGUAACACUUCAACAGCCUGUGACGGUGGACCAUUCAGCCAAUGCGAUUAUUCGAGAACUGUUCCCAUGUGUGUUUGUCUUUUUGGAUACAUUAUAUCCAAUGACAAGACAAUGUGUAUACCGAUAUUACAAGGCAACACAACUGCUGUAGGAAUCAAUGGCAGUUGCCAAACCGACCCUCGUUUAACAUGUGUCUAUGAUCUGCAAUGCAUCAGCGGUACAUGCCAGUGUGGUAACGGAACACGGUUAGCUAAUGUUACAGAACUUCGGGCAGUCCCAAAAUCAACUGAGUUAUGCAGACCUACUUCAUUUCAACUCGGUAAACUUGUAGACCUGUCAAGUAAGGAGUGCAAAAAAGCCCAAACUGAAACUAAUACCACGGAAGCAAUCGCAUCUUCAACAACCACAACGUCGACAACUACAUCAACAACCACACCUACGCCAACAACUACAUCAACAACCACACCUACGCCAACAACUACAUCAACAACCACAACUACGAAAACAACAACAUCAACAACCACACCAACGCCAACAACAACAUCAACAACUACACCUACGACAACAACAACAUCAACAACCACAUCUACGCAAACAACUACAUCAACAACCACACCUUCGCCAACAACUACAUCAACAACCACACCUACACCAACAACUACAUCAACAACAACACCUACGCCAACAACAACAACAACAACAACCACACCUACGCCAACAACAACAUCAACAACCACACCUACGCAAAAAACAACAACAUCAACAACCACACCUACACCACCAACAACAACAUCAACAACCACACCUACACCUACACCAACAACAUCAACAACCACACCUACGCCAACAACUACAUCAACAACAACACCUACGCCAACAACACCAUCAACAACCACACCUAUUCCAACAACAACAUCAACAACCACACCUAAGCCAACAACAACAUCAACAACCACACAUACGCCAACAAAUAUAUCUACAACAACUUCUACGCAUACAACUUCAACAACAUAUGCAGAAACCACAACGUCGACAACUACAUCAACAACCACAUCUACGCCAACAAUUACAUCUACAGAUACAGAUACAACAACAACUACCGUUUGCGAAUGCGCUGAAAACAAAGAGUGCGAAAUUGACACAUGCAGAGAAAAACAAUGUCGUUGUGUUCUUGGUUAUGCAGAGAGUCCGGACGGAAAAACAUGCAAUAAAUUGGCCACGCUGGGAGAGACGUGUUCUAACCAAACCAUAUGCCAAGGCUUCAACACGCGAUGUACAGACAGUGGCGUCUGCGACUGUGCAGACGGGUUCGAGCGCAGCGACAACGGAAGGUGGUGUCGUCUGCAAUCGAAAUUCGGCAUCGAUUUCCCGCUUCUUGGAGAGAAAUGCAAUGGCGGAUUUUUCCAGGACUGCUACAUGUUCUUUGAGCAAACGUGUAUUCAGGGCAAGUGCAGGUGCAAGGGUAGUUUAAGAGAUGCCAGUCCUGAGGAUAUCAAUGCGACGUUUCCGGAUGAAAUCCAGUGCGUGGAAGAAUCUUUCAAACAAGGUCACCGCAAGCCCCAGCCAUGUACAAACGGAACAGGCAGACGAUCGCCUAUAGACACAAAAAUGGCCUACGAACGAGCGAAAUCAAAGAUAAAAAGGAUACAAGACAUCAUCAUCGGUAGCUGUGUGGGCAGCGUGGCAUUACUAGGCAUCAUCAUCGGUAUCGUUGCGCUCAUCCGCUGGAAAAGGAGGGGUCGGGAGAACUUCAUGGACACUUCGUCGACGGCCUCGACUGACGGACAGGCCUCAAGAUAUUCUUUCAAAAUCCCUAGACCAUUUGCUCAAUCCAUUGGUGCAAAGGAAUAUGAUUCCACCCAUAUCAACUACCCAAAUCCCAUUUUCGCGCAUCAUCCUGACGUUGACGUCUCCAGUCAGCCACAACCCGACUUUGCCGUCGUAAAUCGACAGCGUGACGUUGACGUCGACAGUGAAACACUCGCCGACAAGGAUCAUUACAGUGAAAUCAGUGAUUUAGUUAAGAAAACACCAGAUGACGCAGACAGUGUAGAAACACUAGAGAGCACCCCAGGGAGCUCGGCGGUGUACGCCACAGUUAUUAAACGCGAUGAAAAUAUCCUAUAAUACGUAAUAAAUAUUAUUUGAUUAAGGUGUAUAUAUUACUAUGUAGCAAGGUAUGUUAUCUAAUUUUAACUAUAAACCUCUUUGUCACUGUUUUGAUAGUUCAUGUUUCAGUUAAUUAUCAGAAACAGCAAAUACAUUCCUUUGUACACAAUAUGAUCAAGUAUACAUAAAAAUGACGACUUAAACGAAAUACUUAACAGAACUGAUUUUACGUUAAUAGAUAACUAAUAGAAUAUGAGCCGCUGUCUGUGAAAAGGGCGUUUAAUGCAUGUGCGUAAAGUGGCGUCCCAGAUUAGCCUGUUCAGUCCGCACAGGCUAAUCAGGGACGACCCUUUCCGCCUACACUUGAUUUUUGCUAACAAGAGACUGUCUUUAAACAAAUAAAUAUCAUUAAAGCAGAUAGUGUCGUCCCUUAUUAGCGGUGCGGACUACACAGGUUAAUUUGGGACGACACUUAACGCUCAUGCAUUAAACCCCCAUUUCACAGAGCAGCGAAUAUGUAAAUACAUAAUUGUUUGAUAACGUUAGAGCUAUCAUAAAGCAACACAAUAACUAACUAGCAAUGCUAUGAUUUCCGUUUUUAAAUUGCAUUGUACAUAAAUAUAUACAUAUUUGUCUAGUGUAAGUACAGUACAUAAUAGGUGAACUUGUAGACAGUGUAAAACUUAUUUUUUCAUUAAAACUGAUUUCUUAUAUAUCUAUAUCGCGUAUAUAAAAAUAAAAAUAUAUAAUCUGAUUCAACCAUGUAAGUCCUACACAAUUUACAUCUCUUGUUUUCUCUAGCAGUACUAUUAUAACUUCCGGUUUCAAUACCUAAUGAAUUAGCACAGAGUCAAAAUCUUGUCAGAGCUUCUAUUUGGCAACCGUUAUCAACGUAUGCGGUAUAUAUUUGAAAGUUAUAAUAUUGUUACAAUUCUACAUAAUAAUCUUAUUCUUUUUGCGAAUUAAUGAACAAUGAUAUCAGAACCUUUACUCGACUUAUGUAUUACUGUUCGAGGUUCGGAUUAUUGUCUGAUAUUAUUAAUGUUUUCAUGGCAUAUAUAACUAAAGCUGAAUUGUCAAUUAUGUCUUUCAUAGCUUGUGUCCAACAUAAUUUACGAUAAGUGUUACCAAAUGUAUUAUAUGUGAUAUUUUUAUUGUACAUAUAUCGUAUUAGUGAGUUGUUUUUAAUUUUACAUCUAACAAUAAUUUAAUAAAAGGUUGUCUCCUUA